AACAGCGUAGCAGUUACAUUUCAUUGCAAUGUUAAUUUUCCGUAAAUGUGUCUAUUUACAUCGAAAAUAAACAGAGACUUUCCAUUAACAAUGUCGCUGUAAGUCUUCUUUAAUGUGAAUAGAAAAUUGAAGGAUAUUAAGAUGGACGUGGAUAUGGAUUUGGACUCUGAAUUCAUGACGAAAUUCAGCAGUUUAGGUACGACGGACCGGGAUGUUUUGGUCGGUGAAUUUCAGAAACUGGCCGGUAACAAUCUGAACCCGACAGCCUGCGCUUUCUUCUUGGACAUGAACAAUUGGAAUUUACAGGCAGCAAUCGGCUCUUACUACGACAUUGAAAACUCAGCUCCUCAAACAAAGCUUCCAAGGAUGAUGUUAAUUAAUGAUGUCACCAUCGGCGAGGGAGAAUCCAUCCCUCCAAACACGGAGUUUAUCAAAACAUGGCGUGUCAAAAACAACGGUGAUGACCCCUGGCCGCCAGGUAUUUGUUUACGUUUCACCAGUGGCCAUCAACUUGGCCCCCUAGACCGUAUCUUUCUAGAAAGUGUCGAACCCCAACAGACAUUAGACAUCAGCAUUAGGAUGCAGAGCCCCUCAACCUGUGGUCUCUACCAGGGACAAUGGAGGAUGUGUACAACAACAGGGUUCUUCUUUGGGGACACAAUAUGGGUGAUUCUAGACGUAAGAGCAGAUGGAAUGCUGGGUCUCACUCAACAGAUGUCUUCACUAGCAACUGCUCAAAUAGCAACUCCCAUCAACUCAACACCUCUGCCUUUCGGGGGGCAUCCCGGGUCACCAGGCAGGCCACAUGAUCAGGAAAUAAAUGCCGCCCUUCCCAUACGACCUCCUCUUUUUCAGGUGAACACACAAGAGCCUCAAGCAAUAUUCACCACAUCACCGCACCAGCCACACCCCUCUCAGCAAUAUAUACAACAGCUACCACUAAGCUCCGCCUACCAGGAAAUGUCUCUUAGUAACCACUCAACAAAUAGCCAAUCAGAAGAAAGUUCGCAACAGCAGCAACAACCGAAUGGGCUGGGUCGGCCAGGUUUAUUAUAGCAUUAUGUUUAGACAGAGUUUAAUUUUAGACAGUUGUAAUUUUAUGGGAUGGUGUGUUUGAGUAGUUUCUUUAAGGUGAUCCUCUGGCCCAAUUUCAACUGUCAACUGCAUAAUUCUUCAAGGAACUGGGGGCAAAGACGCAGUGCUGUAACCAAAUUUGUUCUCAAGUCAAGUCAAGUUACAAGUAAUUUUUGCUAAAGUCAAGUCGAGUCACAAGUCGCACAAUGUCUCGAAAUAAUAAGCCAACUCCCAUGAUGUUGUGACAAAUUUCAGUACAAUCAAAAACCUUUUAAAAGACCUGUUAAUGAUGAUACUUAAUUCAAUCCAGUGAAUCAUGCACCCAUAAUAUGUCUGCAUAUCUGUGCAGUUUUAACAUUCGGCCUUAUGACAAAAGCGCUCAAAAACUUGAAGCGUCAGAGAGUAGGAGGGUUGACUGUGUGUAGAUGCAUUCACCACCUGAUGUCACAUUGCAUGCUUGCAUAGUUCUUCGAUCCUUUAAAACUUGGUUUACAUUAAAGGGUCAGACUGUGGGAGGGUUAACACUGAAGCUACUCAAAUACACCCAUUAUUUACAGAGCCUUUUUUUAAAGUGCUCUUUAAAACGAAAACCAUAUAGUGGUUUUUUGUAUUAAAUUUGCAUGUGUAGGAUUUAUUAUUUGAAGCUAAUUCUCAAAAUGCAAACAAAUCGGCAAGUCUUCUUCAAACAAAAUCAUGUCCGAGAUUCUGUGUGAAAAAUUAAGUUAUGAGAUAAGUAGGGACGCAGUAACUCAAAAUAAUGCGGCCUGCUCCCAGAAAAUGAAAGUCCAAAUAUUUGUAUUAUUUUGUUGUUUGUUAGAAUCUUAACUCAAGUAAGGGAAUCUAUAGCUUCAAAAAUUCUAUCCACCACUCUUAGAGAAUAUCUCUUUCACUAGGAAAUAUCUCUUUUUCCGCCCUCAACAAAAAUUCUGUAGGAAUCUUAAAGAGUAUUUUUAGAACUAUAUGUAAAUUUGUAUUUUAAAAUUUAUUUUUAAUGGGUAUCUGUUGCUGUAACUUAUUUAACAAAGAUAGUGACAAAAUAGGGACACCGCCAACAUAGGGCUAGAUAGCUCAGUUGGUAGAGCGCCGGCACGUUAAUCCGGAGGUCAUUGGUUCGAAUUCCACUCUAGUCAAUUCUUUGUUCAACCCUAAAAAUCUAUUUAAUUUACAGCGGAACUUAUUUACAAUCGAACACAAUGUUUACGACAUCAGUUGAGUAUUCAGAAUUGUGUAGGAAUGUUCCAGAUAUAUACAUAAUCCCUGCAGCUGCUAGCCGCGAUCUUUUCUGGACAGUUUUGAAUCACUUCUCCAAGCCUGUGUGCUUCGUUUUUCGAAAGGGAAAGGGCACCAAGGCAUUUUCUCCUUGGUAGGCACCCUAUGAUAAAAC
Asterias rubens (European starfish) is the source of this 2458-nucleotide messenger RNA. RefSeq names its product protein ILRUN-like. Gene Ontology annotation, biological process: macroautophagy. The transcript is spliced from 6 exons. The record is from RefSeq and is a predicted model, not a curated record. The coding region runs from base 142 to 1056 and encodes 304 amino acids. Lineage: Eukaryota; Metazoa; Echinodermata; Asteroidea; Forcipulatida; Asteriidae. Gene Ontology annotation, molecular function: ubiquitin binding. Gene Ontology annotation, cellular component: phagophore assembly site.